Messenger RNA from Macrosiphum euphorbiae (potato aphid), 867 nucleotides. NCBI's taxonomy places the organism in Eukaryota, Metazoa, Arthropoda, Insecta, Hemiptera, Aphididae. The record is from the annotation of a GenBank genome assembly.
AUGCUAGAAGCACAGAGCGCAAAGAUGGAAGAGAAGGCUGAGCUCGGGAAGCAGACCAGUUGGACGGAUGUCGUCAGGAAAAAUACAAGGAGAGGAAAAGGCGAAAAACCAGUCGACAAACCAGCUGAGCUGGCAGUCGCGGGAACAAGACGGACCAACCAGAAGAACCUGCCGAUGAAGCGAAAACCUCCAGCAUUAUUGGUGCGCGUAAAGGAAGGAGAUUACAAGAACGUACUCCAAAAAGUAAGAAACAGCGAUGAGAUCAAAGUAGUGGCGGACAAAAUAACAGCGCUCACAAAAACCAAAAGCGGGGACCUCUUAGUGCGAGUAAACCCUGGCCAAGAAGGAAUGGCUCCCUUAGCCGAAGCUCUGGGGGCGGCUGUGGGAGGAAAUGAGUUGGUCAAAGAACUGAUGCAAUAUCAAAAGGUGAUGAUACAAGACCUAGACGAACUGGCGAGCGAGGCAGAAGUGCUAGAAGCUAUAGCAACCGCAACGGAAGGCACGGCAGGAGAGGCAAAAGUGGUCACCACGAUAGCGGCCAACAGGGGACAGAAGUGGAUGGGGGUCUCAUUACCUACAAAGGCAGCUAGCAUAGCACAUGCGAGCGGAAAACUGCGAGUAGGGUACGUAAACUGCAGGGUGAGACAGUGGGAAGAACGCGGACGCGGCAGGUGCCCAAGGUGCUUGGUCGCCGGUCAUGCCUCUGAGGACUGUAAAGGGCCAAAUAGACGGGACUGCUGCCGCGCGUGUGGCGCAACAGGCCACUUUAAGGCUGGCUGCGGAGCAAGCGAAAAGGACAAAGCCACUUUCAAGGCUCAACUAACUGUGGAUAGAUCGCCAACGGCAGGUAAUCCAAGCCAACAAUGA